AUAAGUCCAAGAAAACGGAUGUAAACGUUUUGACGUGUCGAUGAUGCGCUGUUAAGGACUUUAUUCAAGUCUAAAUGUUUAUUAUUGAAUUUUGUCAUCUUUAUUGUGGCAUGUAAAAUAAUGAAGUUUAAUUUGGUUGUGUUUAGCUAAUCAAAAUUGCGGUGCUUCUGCAGAACAUUACAGGGGUUUCUGUCCUCAAAGUAAUAAUAAUGGAGGACUGCGGUGCUCUUUUAGCCACGGAGAGGUACGGCAGUGGCGAGUCGUGGCAAUAUGUUGCAAAGGAUGGAGUCAUGCAGAGGAGGAGGCAUGGCAGUCAUGGUGAAUCGAAUAUGAACUCCAUAACUGGGUUUUUUAAAAACGUAUUUCUUCCUCAAGGAUAUCCGGAAAGUGUGAGUGAAGACUACUUGCAGUACCAGUUUUGGGAUACUAUACAGGCCUUCUCGAGUUCUCUGUCAGGAAUGCUGGCCACUCAGGCGUCACUCAGGGGUGUCGGCGUGGGAAACCAGGAAGCCACAGUGGCUGCGGCCACGGUCACCUGGAUCCUAAAAGAUGGAACCAGCAUGUUGGGAAGGAUCGUGUUCGCCUGGCUAAAGGGGAACAAGUUGGAUUCUGAGGCCAAAAAAUGGAGGCUUUUUGCAGAUAUUCUCAACGACAUCGCCAUGUUCAUGGAAAUACUGGCCCAGUUCUUUCCCGCUUGGUUCACGUUGAUUGUUUGCACUUCAGGAGUAUUCAAGUCUGUGGUGGGUGUGGCAGGCGGAGCCACCAGAGCUGCUCUGACCGUCCAUCAAGCUCGCCGAGACAACAUGGCUGACAUCUCCGCCAAAGAUGGCAGUCAGGAGACUUUGGUGAAUCUGGCGGGACUCCUGAUUAGUUUGAUCCUCAUUCCGCUCGUCACGGACAGUCCGGUAUUGACCCUCAGCCUGUUCUUCCUCUUCACCGCCCUUCACCUCUUCGCCAACUACAAGGCGGUGCGUUCGGUGGUCAUGGAAACACUGAACGAAGCGCGGCUCGCAAUCCUGCUGCGCCGCUUCCUCCAAGACGGACACAUCUUCACGCCGCGGGAAGCAAAUCGAAAGGAACCUGUAUUUUUGGAAUGUUGGAAAACGUUACCUAUCAAACUUGGCGUGAGGCUUCAGGAAGUUGUCCAAAGCCCAGAAGAGUUGCGUUCUGCUUUGAUGAGGAAGGCCCCCUUCGUACUGGGCGUCACAAACGGCUGCGUAUGCGUGUGUUUGACAACACACGCUCACACACGAGAUGAAAUCCGAGCGAUGUGCCAAGCUAUUUGGCUCCGCGACACGUUGAGUUCAUCCAAACAACAUCAUGGCUUCUGGCAAAUGGUGCAGAAGAGUCACAAGGUGAUGGAUGCCGAGUUUGACCGAUUUUACAAAGGUGUUCGAGCCGCCGGGUGGGAUGUGACGAAAACGCUCCUGGACUGGGACGAGUGGAGGGUCGAGUGGAAGUCAAAAGUCGGAUGAAAACACGCAGAGAUGUGACAACUUGUCAGACGAAUGAAGUAAAUCUCAGAUGAUUCAUUUCAAUGGUGA
Messenger RNA from Syngnathoides biaculeatus (alligator pipefish), 1544 nucleotides. Its product is annotated as RUS family member 1-like. Lineage: Eukaryota; Metazoa; Chordata; Actinopteri; Syngnathiformes; Syngnathidae. The record is from RefSeq and is a predicted model, not a curated record.